Haliotis rufescens (red abalone) is the source of this 1064-nucleotide messenger RNA. Its product is annotated as collectin-12-like. Lineage: Eukaryota; Metazoa; Mollusca; Gastropoda; Lepetellida; Haliotidae. The record is from RefSeq and is a predicted model, not a curated record. Bases 40 to 936 code for a protein of 298 amino acids. The transcript has 6 exons.
UAGAAUAUUAACGAUGUCACAAGCAUCACUGCCUGGACCAUGAUAUUCUUCAUCGCAGUAGCAGCUUUUUGUAUAGCUGGAGGAAGCUCCGCUACAAACCUUGCCCUGAACAGGUCAGUGACCCAGAGCAGCUAUUGGUCAGUCUUCAAUGGAGGUCGGGCUGUUGACGGAGACACAAACGGCAACUUUGAUGAGGGGAAAUCUUGUUUCCUCUCCGCCGACGACGACGAUGAACCCUGGUGGAUGGUGGACCUUGGUCAAGCGUUCCCUGUCGCAUCAGUGACCAUCUACAACAGAGCCGACUGCUGUGGGUCAAGGUUAAAUAAUCUGGAGAUCCGAGUAUACUCUGAGAAUCCCGGAAAUGACACCUCCACAGAAGGUCAGCUGUGCGGCGAGGUCACUGAACCUCAACCAAAUGGCGCUGUGAAGGUCAUCAACUGCCCAGCGGGGGUUAAAGGCCAGUUCGUCCGCAUUGUCAAGGACGGUGAACUUAUGAGCUUCUGUGAGGUCACAAUUGAAGCCAAGGAGCCCAGAGUGUGUCCAAGGGGGUUCAACAAUGUUGAAGAUCGGUGCCUGGCCUUCUCCACCACCUACGCAACUUUCGCGGAGGCUAUCACCUACUGCGAGAUGCUGGACUCCAACCUCCUUAUGAUCAAGACUGAGGACUUCGACAACGCCAUCGCAGCCUACAUCGCCGGCAACGAACUGGGCGGCCACAACUACUACGUUGGCGCCAGCGACAUGGAGGACGACGAUGUGUACCACUGGGUUGACGGCAGCUUGGUUGUAUCCCCGUGGCACCCAGCCGGCCCCCGCGCCACUCUGCUCCCGGGGCAGACGCAGGAGUCUGGGUGUGGCUAUCUCAACACCACCAGCACAUACAAUUGGGAAGCAAUGCCUUGCAGCGAGCCUAACUUCUUUAUCUGUCAACAGUGAUUUGUGGAAAAUGUGUACACUGUCGCGGACUUAACAUAUAUCGUGCGCAAAGGUGAAUUUCAUGCCUCACCUGUGUUCACCUGUGUAUGAAAAUUUGUUUGCUGUUUAAUAAAUACAUCCGCUGAAAA